Messenger RNA from Gryllus bimaculatus (two-spotted cricket), 531 nucleotides. The record is from the annotation of a GenBank genome assembly. Lineage: Eukaryota; Metazoa; Arthropoda; Insecta; Orthoptera; Gryllidae.
AUGGAGGAGGAAAAACGGCGGCGGCGUCUUUUUGUGCUCGGGCAGGAGCUGUUUAUCAGUGUUCCUGAUUGUUGUCGUGAAAAGCGUUUUAUCGUGAAUUGCGUUUGUGUGCGAGGGGGCGGUGUGCAGUGUUAUCGCGUCGAGUCGCUGUGCAGGGAGGACGCUUAUGUACAACGCGAGGUGUGCGCUGAGGGUGAUUACACCGCACAAGCCAGAGGCCCUUGCGGAGGCGCACGCACUCGGGGAGCGAAGGGAGAGCCUCUACACUCGACGCCCUUCACUCUCCGCUCGCACUCGGGGAAAGACGCCAGGGCUAAAGCCCAGCGGCGGCGAGUGAAGGAAGUAGAGACGAUCGCUGGUGGCAAGGUGUCGAACAAGGGAAUUUGCUGUUAUCCCGGUGUUAGCCCGCACAUGGGCGAACGCCGAUGUGGUAGAGCAGAGAAUGCAGAACCGUAGGGAAAGGGCGAGCGCAGGUCACGUGACGCCGCGACCCCACACUUCCCUUUCCGCCCCUCGGCCACAGGAAUUACA